CGUGUCGAUUAAAAUGAAGUCGUUUGUUUCAAUAAACCUGUUGGCUUUAUUGGAAUCCAUAGAGUGAGAUAUAAUCACAUCUUGAGUUUGGCUUUCUUACAUUCGGAAUUACCGCCACGCAGCGGGCGCUGGUAGUCGUGCUUCUGCGCAGUUCUCAAUUCAUCAAUCGUCUGCAACGCAACGAGAAAUUUUAUUAGAUCGACAGGCAAGAAAUUGCGCUGUACUUAGUAAUUUCCUAAAGAAAAACAGAAAAACAGUCGAAAAUGUUGGCCCUUCAGAAGCUUGGAAAGCAGUCGAUGAAAAUCGCCGCCAACCAGCAAGUUCGCAACUUCAUCGUUUCCAAACCCCAAGUUCGGAUAUCCUUUGCCGAAAAAUGUGCAACUGGAUUGUUUAUUACUCUUGCUUCUGUCACUGUCCCUCUAUAUUGUGCAAUGAAUUUUAAUAAAUGGCGGGGCUCCAAAUAAGAAACUUUUAACUGUUUUAGAAUCAAUAUUUUAGAGCCUAGGUUCAUUCAAACCCCUACUUGAAAUUUUUCAAAAUUUUUUAAAUUUUUUAAUGAAAUAGUUUGAAAUUUAAAAAAGAAAAGAAGAAAAUUAUUGUUGCAUUAUAGUACAAAUAAAUACUGAAAAGUAUAAAUCUAAUUAAAACAUUUGAAAAAGUUACUCAUGGAUUAAUUCUCUUCUCAGUUCCAAUGAUCAUUCCUCUUUAUCUGAGCACCAAAUUUGCUGAAUGGACUAUGGCCAAUCAAGAAAAAUCAUAAAUAAAACAAUAAUGAUUUAGAUAAAUUAAAUAUGUUUAAAUAUUCUUUUGUUUAUAAUUUAUGAAUUAAUAAAUCAAACUUCUUGUUUCUCAUAAAUCUGUAGUUCAUGAAUAUUUACUUUAUAUAUUGUUAAGAAUAAUGUGGAAAUGAAUAGAUCAUUGUUGAGACAAGAGAAAAAUAAAAUUUUAAAAAUUAUUAACUGUUUCUGACUGCUUCAAACUGUAAAAUACCCAAAAACCGCAGAAUCCUAAUUAUGUUGAAAAAUCCUCCUUAAAUCUAAUAAUGCAUAAAAAAAAGUAGAAACCCUAGAAAGCUCUGCUAGAGUCUCCGCAACGCUUGGAUGUAUAGGGAAAUAUGUAGCAGUCGACACUCGACACUUGCCUGCAAAGUGCAAGCAGAAAAACAUAAUUUUUCUCACGCUGCACUUGCUCCGACUCGUCACAUACCCAACAAAGUAUUUCAGUGGUCAUCUAGGCAUCUUUUUGGAGUCAUGCCUUCUAUUAAUAGAUGCAGCAUAGCGUUUGUUUCGUCUGUUUCCCGGUCUUAUACCAUCUUCACUGCUGAUAAUAGCAGCUGAGCUCUAAAAAGCUCCAAAAAAAGUAUGGUUUUUGACAGUUUUUCGACCUGCAACUUUCAUGUGUCACGUCGCCGUAACUCUCCAAAAAUAAUGAACGUCAAUCACGCCAACGCGAGAUGAAUGAGUUUUUUCUUUGACUACCGUUAUUAUUAUGAAAUUUAAAUAAAUUAUUAUCAGGAUAAAUAAAGAAAGAAUUGUUAUUAAAGUUUAUUAUUUAGAAAAGCUGCAAAAUGGCUCUUUUAGGUGCUCAAUUAGUUAUAACACUGAUUAUGGUCAGUGUCAUUCAGAAAUUAGGAUCUCAUUUUUCCCUAGGAAAAUGGAUUUUAUGUUCGACUGGAUUAAAAAGGUUUCUAUAUCCCACUGAUCAAGAGUUGAGAGCUCUUGUUGGCUAUCCCAAGGAUAAACAUAAAAAAAACAAAAAUCAUGCAAAUGGACAUUCAUCUGAGACAUUUCAAAUUCCAAGGAAUUUGGAUGUUACCCUUGAGACUGUACCUGUCACUGCCUCUGAUAUUGUUUAUUUAAAAUUUUAUACAGAUUUUCAAUGGAUGUUUGAUUUUGCAAUUUAUGGUGUCCUUGUAUAUGCUAUGACAGAAAUAUAUAAUAAAUUUUAUCCAAUCAAAGAUGAAAUUAAUCUAAGCAUGGUAUGGUGUUGCUUAGUUUUAGUAUUUGCAUUUAAAGUUUUGAUUUUGCUCUGGGUUCAAUACUUUAAAGGUGAAGAAAGUAUAGGUGAAAGAUCAACAUGUAUCGUUACUGGAUUUGUCUAUCUCCUCAUUUCUAUGAUGAUCCUUAUUGUGGAUGAAAAUACUCUAGAACUGGGAUUAGACAACGCAUACAGUAGUUUUAACCACACUGCUUCUAUAUUUCUAUCAAAACAAAAUUUUUCAUCAAGUGGUCCAGCAUCUAAACUUAUUGUUAAAUUUUCUUUUGCUGUAUUUUGUGGAUUCGUUGGUUCAUUGUUCACAUUUCCUGGUUUAAGAGUGUCGCGAAUGCAUUGGGAUACUUUGAAAUAUUACAAGGACAAUAAGUUCAUUCUUUUGCUUACAAAUAUAAGUUAUGUUUCUCCACUUAUUUUGACAUGCUUAUGGAUUAAACCAAUUAGCAGAGAUUAUCUUACUGAAAGAAUUUUCUCUGGUAUGACGGAACCAAUAAUGACACCCACAACGUUUGAGAGUAUGCGUUUAAUAGUCAUUAUAAUUGCAAUUCUAUUAAAAAUUGUAUUGAUGCCAAUUUAUCUGCAAUCUUACUUGAAUCUGGCUAACCAAAGAUUAGAAAUGCAAAAAAAGGAAGCUGGUAAGAUUUCAAAUAAAGAAUUUCAAAAAAAGAUAGCUGCAGUAUUCUAUUAUUUAUGCGUUGUAGCAUUGCAAUACAUUACACCUCUUAUUAUUUUACUGUAUUGUACACUGAUGUAUAAAACUUUAGGAGGAUAUAGUUGGGAGGGUAUUUAUAAAAGUGUAGAUUUUGAAGAAUGCCCUGCUCCUCAACCAUUAGAAGAUAUCAAGUCAAGUAUUGUCGAUGGGGAAAUUGAAGCUGAUGUAGCUCAAGAUAUCGCAGCAGCUUUAUUUUCAGUAAAACAAAUUUUUACUGCUGAGAUAUUUAGAGGAAUUUUUGGACUAGCAACUUGGUGGACGCUUUUUACAUUGUUCGCUACAACAGCUCUAGGCAUGGUUUAUCAAAGCUACUUCACAAAUGUGUGAUAAAUUCAUUGUUAAGGAGCUAGUUUAAUUGCUAAUCAAUCAGAGAUUGAAAUCAUAUUUAAGAGAAAGUUCAACAAGACUAAGAUUUUUCAAAGUUGAAAAAACAAUAUUAUCAAAAUCUCAGUUUAUUUUUAAAGA
Molecule: messenger RNA, 3169 nt
Organism: Trichogramma pretiosum
Lineage: Eukaryota; Metazoa; Arthropoda; Insecta; Hymenoptera; Trichogrammatidae
Gene: emei
Product: transmembrane protein 161B
Exons: 12
Coding region: 1568-3031 (487 amino acids)
Source: RefSeq, a predicted model, not a curated record